Pipistrellus nathusii (Nathusius's pipistrelle) is the source of this 2619-nucleotide messenger RNA. The record is from the annotation of a GenBank genome assembly. Lineage: Eukaryota; Metazoa; Chordata; Mammalia; Chiroptera; Vespertilionidae.
AUGAAGGAGGAGGCCACCCUGCGGCGCCGCCUCUCGCUCUGCCCGCCCGCCGCCCCCCCGAAGCCCGCGCCCCGGCGGCUGGCCCGCGCCCUGCUCCUCAGCGAUGGCGAGAAUGAGCCCGACCCCCUCAGCCCAGGGACGGACGGGGAGCACAACGGCCCCUCGCUGACCCGGGAGGAGGGGCCCCCGACACCCGGCUCUGCCUGGAAGCUGCCACCGGCGGAGUGCCGGCUGUGCAACGGGUCCGACAGGGAGUGUGUGUCCCCCACGGCCAAGGCUGCCAGGAAGGAGACUCUCAAGGUGCAGAAGGAGAACUACCGGCAGGAGAAGAAGCGGGCCACCAAGCAGCUGCUCAGCGCCCUGACCGACCCCCGCGUGGUCAUCAUGGCCGACAGCCUGAAGGUCCGGGGCACGCUGAAGGGCUGGACCAAGCUGUGGUGCGUGCUGAAGCCGGGCGCGCUGCUCGUCUACAAGGCGCCGGGCGCGGGCCAGUGGGUGGGCACCGUGCUGCUGCCGGGCUGCCGGCUGCUGGAGCGGCCCUCCAGGAAGGACGGCUUCUGCUUCAAGCUCUUCCACCCGCUGGACCAGUCCGUGUGGGCCCUGAAGGGCCCCAGAGGCGAGAGCGUGGGCUCCAUCACACAGCCCCUGCCCAGCAGCUACCUGAUCUUCAGGGCGGCCUCCGAGUCCGACGGCCGCUGCUGGCUGGACGCCCUGGAGCUGGCCCUGCGCUGCUCCAGCCUCCUGCGGCUCAGCCGGCCGGGCAGCGACCAGGAGGCCGGGUCCUCGCCCGACGGGUCGCCCUCCUCGCUCUGCGGGCUGCCGCCCUCGGCCGCCAUCCACGGCCCGGACCUGUUCCCGCUGAACGGGUCGGCCCUGGAGAACGACGCCUUCUCGGACCGGUCGGAGCGGGAGGCGGGCGAGGACUCGGGGCCCGAGGCCCCGGACCUCAGCCCGAGGCCCCGCGGCAGCGGCAGCGACCUGUCCGAGGCCCCCGGCGCCCCCGCCCCUCGGGGGACCACGUACGUGGAGCAGCCCCACGAGGAGCUGGGGGAGCCGGUCGGCGCGGCCCAGGAGCAGCCGGUGCCGGAGGAGCACCGGGGGCUGGUGUGGCUGCUGCUGCGGCAGCUGCGGCCGGGCAUGGACCUGUCCCGCGUGGCACUGCCCACCUUCGUGCUGGAGCCCCGCUCCUUCCUCUGCAAGCUGUCCGACCACUACGCCCACGCCGACCUGCUGUCCCGGGCGGCGCUGGAGGAGGACGCCUACGGCCGCUUCAAGCAGGUGCUGCGCUGGUACCUGUCCGGCUUCUACCAGAAGCCCAAGGGAAUCAAGAAGCCGUACAACCCGGUCCUCGGGGAGACCUUCCGCUGCAGCUGGUUCCACCCGCAGACCCGCAGCCUCACCUUCUACAUCGCCGAGCAGGUGUCCCACCACCCGCCCGUGUCCGCCUUCCACGUCAGCAACCGCAAGGACGGCUUCUGCGUCAGCGGCAGCGUCACGGCCAAGUCCCGGUUCUACGGGAACUCGCUGUCGGCCCUGCUGGACGGCCAGGCCACGCUCACCUUCCUGCGCCGGGCCGAGGACUACACCCUCACCAUGCCCUACGCCCACUGCAGAGGGCUCCUGUACGGCACCAUGACCAUGGAGCUGGGCGGCCGGGUGACCAUCGAGUGCAAGAAGAGCAACUUCCAGGCCGAGCUGGAGUUCAAGCUCAAGCCGUUCUUCGGGGGCAGCGCGAGCAUCAACCAGGUGGCGGGCAGGAUCGUGGCCGGAGACGAGGAGCUGGCGCAGCUGUGGGGGCGCUGGGACGGGGAGGUGUUCGUCCGGGAGGGGGGCCGCGGGGGCCCCCAGCUCUUCUGGAGCCCGAGCCCCGAGGUCCGCGCGCAGAGGCUGAGGCUGCGCACGGUGCUGCCCGCCGAGCAGGCCGAGCUGGAGUCCGAGAGGCUGUGGCGGGGUGUCACCAGGGCCAUCCGGGCGGGCGACCAGCAGGCGGCCACGCGGGAGAAGCUGGCGCUGGAGGAGGCACAGCGGCAGCGGGCCCGGGAGCGGCAGCAGCGCCCGGGGCCCUGGGCGCCCCGGCUCUUCCGGCUGGACCCCGCCGCCCAGCAGUGGCGCUACCGCUUCGCCGACCUCAGCCCCUGGGAGCCCGGGAAGGACGUGGCCCAGUAUGAGCAGGACGGGGCGCUGUGCACCCUGCAGCGGGAGAGCCGGCCCCCCCAGGCCCGUCAGGGGGGCAGCCCAGGGCCCAGGCGCCAGAGGCCGGGCCCCGACCGGCGGCUCCGCAAGGCCAGCGACCAGCCCCCCGGCCGCAGCCAGGCCACCGAGAGCAGCUCCACGCCCGAGUCCUGCCCCGAGCUCUCCGACGAGGACGGGCGCUUUGUCCCCGGGAGCCCGUGCCCGCGGUGCCGGAAGGAGGCGGGGCGGCUGCAGGCGCUGCAGGAGGCCGUGCUGUCCAUCCGAGACGCCCAGCAGGAGCUGCACAGGCACCUCGUGGCCAUGCUCAGCGCCUCGGCCAGGGCGCGGCGGGCGGCGGCCCCGGGCCUCCUGCAGAGCCCGCGCGCCUGGGGGCUGCUGUGCGUGCUGCUGGCCUGCCAGCUGCUCCUGGGCCACGUCCUCACGUAA